AAACCACCUCCUCCUCCUCCUCCUCCUCCUCCUCCUCUGCCAUCAUCAUCACCAACACCAUCACCAUCCUCGUUACUGUCACUGCCCCCACCACCUUCACCUCCACCACCACCAAAGCAACCAAACAUGCCAUUCCUCUUCCCUAAAACAGAUUCCAGAAUCCUCCCAGAUCCUUCAAACUUCUUCUCCCAAAACCUUCUAUCAAAUCCACUUCCCACAAACUCAUUCUUCCAAAACUUUGUCAUAAAAAACGGUGAUCAACCCGAAUACAUUCACCCUUACCUCAUCAAAUCAUCCAACUCCUCCCUCUCAUUCUCUUACCCUUCCCACUUGGCCACCCCCACUUUCAUAUCCCAAGUCUUCAACCCUGACAUAACCAUCUCCUCCAUAACCAAACCCGAUCAUGAUUACUCUCACUUGAAGCAUGUAAUCACUUCCUAUAGUGACCUGAGUGUAACUUUAGACAUUCCCUCUUGCAACUUGCGGUUCUUCCUUGUUAGAGGAAGCCCUUUUGUUACAUCAUUGGUAACCAAUAAUACGCCACUUCUUAUCACAACCAUUCAUGCCAUCACUUCAUUCUCCUCGAACAGCACUCUGACUAAGCACACCAUGCAACUCAACAAUGGUCAGACAUGGCUUAUAUAUACUACAACAGCAGUUACCAUGACUAAUAGUCGCCUUUCCGAAGUUACCUCUGAUGGGUUCUCUGGCAUUAUUAGAAUAGCAUUGCUGCCUGAUUCAGACACCAAAUACGAGUCAUUUCUUGAUAGGUUCAGCACUUGUUUUGCCAUCUCUGGUGAUGCUUUGUUUGCGAAAGCUUUUUGUGUCGAAUACAAAUGGGAAAAGAAAGGAUGGGGUGAGUUGUUAAUGCUAGCUCACCCUCUUCACCUUCAGCUUCUGUCAACUAACGAUUGUGAUGUAACGAUUCUGAAUGAUUUCAAGUAUAGAAGCAUUGAUGGGGACCUUGUUGGCAUUGUUGGAGACUCAUGGGUUUUGAAAAGUUACCCUGUUUCUGUUACUUGGCAUUCCGCUAGAGGAAUCAAAGAAUCUUCAUAUGAUGAAAUUUCUGCAGCACUUUCUGAAGAUGUAAAUUCUUUGAACAACUCAGGAAUAAUCACAACAACAUCUUGCUAUUACUAUGGGAAAUCCAUAACAAGAGCAGCGAGAUUGGCUUUGAUAGCUGAAGAGGUUUCAUUUCAUGAUGUCAUCCCGGUGAUUAGGAAGUUUUUGAAGGAUGCAAUUGAGCCAUGGUUAGAUGGAACUUUCGAAGGAAACGGUUUUCUCUAUGAUUCAAAAUGGGGAGGAAUUGUUACUUCACAAGGAUCUAAAGAUUCGAGUGCAGAUUUCGGAUUUAGUAUUUACAAUGAUCAUCAUUAUCAUUUGGGAUAUUUUCUAUAUGCAAUUGCAGUGCUUGCAAAGAUUGAUCCAGCAUGGGGAAGAAAGUAUAAGCCUCAAGCAUAUUCGCUUAUGGCGGAUUUCAUGAACUUGGGAAGAAGAUCAAACUCUAGUUACACCCGUUUGAGAUGUUUUGAUCUUUACAAAUUGCAUUCUUGGGCUGGAGGUCUAACUGAAUUCGCAGAUGGAAGAAACCAAGAGAGCACAAGUGAAGCUGUGAAUGCAUAUUACUCUGCAGCGUUGAUGGGUCUCGCUUAUGGCGACACCCAUCUUAUUGCAACAGGAUCAACUCUUGUAGCAUUGGAAAUGCAUGCAGCUCAAAUGUGGUGGCAUGUAAGAGAAGGAGAAAACUUGUAUGAUGAAGAUUUUGUGAAAGAGAAUAGAAUAAUGGGUGUUCUUUGGGCUAAUAAAAGAGACAGUGGUCUUUGGUUUGCUCCACCAGAAUGGAGAGAAUGUAGGCUUGGAAUUCAGGUUCUGCCAUUGUUGCCUAUAACAGAGACAUUGUUCUCUGAUGUUGGUUAUGUGAAGGAGCUUGUGGAAUGGACAAAGGCAAAUUUGAAUAGGAAAGGUGUUGGUGAAGGGUGGAAAGGCUUUAUCCAUGCCAUGGAAGGAACUUAUGAUAGAGAAAGUGCAUUGCAGAAGAUAAGAAGCUUGAAGGCUUUUGAUGAUGGAAACUCUCUAAGCAAUUUGCUGUGGUGGAUUCAUAGUAGAGGUGAUGUUGUUGAGGAAGAGUUUGAUCAUGGAAAACAUUAUUGUUGGUUUGACCAUUAUUGCCAUUAGGUGCUGUUCUUUAUGUUUUCAUGUUUCUAUAAUGUAAAUUUAAGAGGCUAAAGUUAAGAGUAACUAGCUAUUUAACC
Molecule: messenger RNA, 2252 nt
Organism: Arachis duranensis
Lineage: Eukaryota; Viridiplantae; Streptophyta; Magnoliopsida; Fabales; Fabaceae
Product: probable endo-1,3(4)-beta-glucanase ARB_01444
Exons: 1
Molecular function (GO): endo-1,3(4)-beta-glucanase activity
Source: RefSeq, a predicted model, not a curated record